CUUUUUUUUGACAAGUUUGUGAUACACGUAAUGCUUGCAUAUACUUUGCAAGGUAUAUUUAGGAGUUUGAUAUUAUUUGGCUAUCGCAUACAUAGUAUUUGGCCUUACACGAAAUCCUCCCCGCGUGCCUUUAAAUUAACAGAAAUAGCUACCAUUUUCCAUGUUAUGUUAGAAGCUUAUGAUCCGGACCCUGUUUUCUUUCGCAUCUGAUCUAUCGGAUCCAUCAUUAAUUUCCUCUACAAUUCCUCUCUGAAAAAUGAGUUGGUGGUGGUCCGGCGCCAUCGGAGCUGCAAGGAAAAACUUCGCCAACGAAGACGAUUCGCAACCUCCGAAGAACGUCCAGAGCGUGGCCCUGAUCAUCGGCGUCACCGGAAUAGUGGGUAACAGCUUAGCCGAAAUCCUCCCACUCUCCGACACCCCUGGCGGUCCCUGGAAAGUCUACGGCGUCGCCCGCCGUCCACGGCCGUCGUGGAACCUCGAUCAUCCGGUGAAUUACAUUCAGUGCGACGUUUAUAAUGCUAAAGAAACUCAGGCCAAGCUCUCUCUGUUAACUGAUGUCACUCACAUUUUCUGGGUCACCUGGGCUAAUCGGCCGUCCGAAACAGAGUGUAUCGAAGUCAACGGCGCAAUGUUCCAGAACGUUCUCGAUGCAAUUGUCCCGAAUGCCCCGAAUCUUAACCACAUUUGUCUUCAGACAGGGCAUAAACACUACAUCGGACCGUUCGAAACGUUCGGAAAAAUCCAGCCCCAUGAAACUCCGUUCAUCGAAGAUGUCCCCAGGCUGAAUGCCCCUAAUUUUUACUACACCCUGGAGGAUAUGCUGUUUGAAAUCAGUGACAAAAAGCCUGGAUUGACUUGGUCUGUCCACCGGGCAGCUGUGAUUUUCGGGUUUUCACCGUACAGCAUGAUGAAUUUGAUCGGAAGUCUCUGUGUUUAUGCAGCAAUUUGCAAGCAUGAAAAUGUUCCCCUGAAAUAUCCAGGGACUAAAGCCGCCUGGAAUUGUUACUCCGUCGCGUCGGACGCUGAUUUGAUCGCCGAGCACCAAAUCUGGGCCGCGGUCGACCCUUUUGCGAAAAACGAAGCAUUUAAUUGCAGCAAUGGAGAUUUGUUCAAAUGGAAGCAUUUGUGGAAAGUCCUGGCAGAGCAAUUCGAGGUGGAGUAUGCGGAGUUCGACGAAAACGAGGAAUUCGUGAGCUUGUCUGAAAGGAUGAAGGAUAAAGGGCCGAUCUGGGAUGAGAUUGUGAAGAAGAAUCAACUUGCACCGACUAAAUUGGAGGAAGUUGCUACGUUUUGGUUUGCAGAUGUGAUAUUCAGCGGGGAAUGUAUGUUGGACAGCAUGAACAAGAGCAAAGAACAUGGGUUCUUGGGAUUCAGGAACACUACCAAGUCUCUUAUCUCCAUCAUUCACAAGAUGAAAGACCACAAGAUUGUUCCUUGAUCCUCCUGUUCUUUCUAUAAAAAUUAUUCUAUGUAAUAAGUUCAAGGUGUUCUUUCUAUAAAAAUUAUUCUAUGUAAUAAGUUCAAGGAGUUUUAUUUGUCCUUCUUUUUGAGGAGACUUAUGGCAUUGUUGGUUUGCAUCUAAUUUAGUUUUGCACUAAUGAUAUUCUCGAGUUAGUUUGGUGCUAAUUUUCUGUUCAAUCG
Messenger RNA from Oldenlandia corymbosa var. corymbosa, 1641 nucleotides. Lineage: Eukaryota; Viridiplantae; Streptophyta; Magnoliopsida; Gentianales; Rubiaceae. The record is from the annotation of a GenBank genome assembly.